GUAAAUGUUGGAGAUGAUGUGUCAAUUGUCGCGAACUACACUGAGUAAUUUACCACAGACAGAGUAUUUUCGUAUACCUUCACUCAUGAGUAUAUUUGAAUUGUGCUGGAUUGAUACCUAUAUGUGUGAAUGUAUGUAAGUUUUUGCUACUCGUGAUGAGUUUCUGGAUUGGGUUCGAAAUGUAGUAAGGAAAUUCCGAAAUAAAGGAGGGCAACACCUUAUUUCCUUAAACUGCAAAAACUGCCUCACGUUGAAGCAACUGUUUUUGCAGAAUUUUUAAAUUUGCUGUUUUGUUUUUGGGUGAGCAGGCCAUCAUGUAUGUUCUUUGCUUUCGCAUGAGAUCAUUGGUGGAUAUUCCAAGGCUUAAGUUGCAACUUCUCAAUAUGCCCAUGGAGCCAAUCUGGAAACAUAAAUUGAGUCCCUUGAAGGUGUGUUUGCCUACGGUAGUAGAGGAAUUUCUUAGACAGGCAAAGGCUGCUCAACUUUUCAUGUCCUCCUCAGAGACAUUUGUUUUCAAUGAUUUGCUUGAGUCUGAUGAUCUUUCCAGAUCUUUUGGUGGGAUUGAUAGACUUGAUAUGUUUUUCCCAUUUGAUCCAUGUCUAUCGAAAAAGAGUGAAAGCUACAUAAGGCCACAUUUUGUCCGGUGGUCAAGAGUGAGAACUACAUAUGAUAGUGAUGACGAUGAAGAUGGCAGUGAAAUGUCACAUGAUGAUUUUGUUGACAGGAAUGCAAAGGAAUUGGAUAUGAUGGUGAGCGUUCAAGGACUUGCUUGAUUUUGACGCUGACUUGAACAAAAUGUCUAUUACGCCCAAGUUGUGCUAUAACAAAAUGAUAUUUGAUAUUGGAGCAAUUGUAACGUUUAUAUAGUUAGCAUUUUCUCCUUUUUUUUUCACUUUUUACUUUUUUUUCUUUCCUGUGUAAGUUAAUUGAAGCUGCCAACCUUGAUAUACUUGCUCCACCAACUCGCUAUCUU
Molecule: messenger RNA, 973 nt
Organism: Lotus japonicus
Lineage: Eukaryota; Viridiplantae; Streptophyta; Magnoliopsida; Fabales; Fabaceae
Exons: 3
Coding region: 315-773 (152 amino acids)
Biological process (GO): transcription initiation at RNA polymerase I promoter
Cellular component (GO): nucleus
Molecular function (GO): RNA polymerase I general transcription initiation factor activity; RNA polymerase I core binding
Source: RefSeq, a predicted model, not a curated record